AAAGGCAUUGAUAAUGUUUUUUUUUAAUUUUUUUUGAGUUCAUGUUAAUACAUCAUCAGUAUCACCUAAAUUCAGCUGUUAAACAACUACUUUGUGUGUGGAGCAGGUUAGACUCUGAGUUACAUUUUUGAAGCUGAGUGGUUUCAGUACAUUAACCCCAAGCCAUCUUAUGCUGCUACAUGUACUUCUUGUUUAUCUUUCUUUCAGGUGAAGAGGCUGUGUAAGAUGCAUAGGAGCACAAAACAGCCACAGCACAAAAUUUGUACUCUCUUCUCCUGAGAACCAGCAAACUUUUCAUACUUGUGUAAGCCCAUUUCUGGGCAUUCCUUAGAGAAUUCCCUCUGCUUUGACCAACGUGAUUUUUUUUUCUCAUAUAUCAGUGAAAAUGAUGGGUUUUAAUCUUCAUUUACUCCUGUAUUCUGAAGGGCAAGAAGAGACAGAAUGGUGACUGAAAAGAGGCUUUGAAGCUGCACUGAAAGAAGUAACUCAGUGACUUCCUCCUUUUGUGUUUGUCAGCCUUCCUCAGAGCGUGCGAGUGUUUUGGAGGCAGGCAAAAUUGAGACAGGAUGCAAAUGAGUGAGUUAAAACUGCUUUUUCCACAGCUCUGAGGGACAGGCUCACGGAUGGCAGGGGAUGUCACCUACGCGGCCGUGGCAGUGCUGCCGAGGGAAAGACCACACUCUCCUUCAGGGACAUCAAACCCAGGUAAAACCUCUUGGGCACACACUUUCUGCUGUCUUGAGCUCUUCUCUCUUUCUCUCUCACACAUUUUAAAUUUGGGAAAUCUAGAAGAAUGCCAUAAGAUGCUGCAUGGGAAGGGCAAGAAGUUGGAACCACCUGGUUCCAGGCUUUAAGCAACAGAAUGGGAAAGCAAAAGUGUUCAUUGGUUGAGUAAUGAGCAUAAUAUUUCUUUUUAAAUGAGUAACAUGACCAAGACAAUGCUCCACUGAUUUACUAUCUAGGCCACAAAUCAGAUCAAUGUUUAUCUUCAUGGAAAAGGAGCAGUAAAUCACCUAGUAAAUCAGGAAAGUGCAGCCACUGUCACUGAAGUACUGAAUGUCCCCUAAAAACUUCCUGCUCUUUCUCUUUAAUAUUCCAGUGGUGGUUUUCCAGAACCAAAUUAUCAAUCUGUGAUCACUUCAUAUUUUUGUAAAAAAACCCCAAAGGAUUAGGCCAGUAUUCAGGGUAAAUUUUCUGAAGAAAUGACAUUUCUACUACUUGGGGGAAAAAAAUGUAAUUCAUUCAUGAAAGCAUUUGGACAAAAUUCAGGAUGACAACUAAUAUUAAUGACAGCUUAUGAGCAAAUAGGAAAUGCUUGUGGCAUCAGACUAAGGAUGUUUUCAUACUUUCAUUAAUAAUUAUUGUAUUUAAUCCCUUAAGGAAACAACAUUGUGUAAUAAGCAUUUUUAGAUGUUCUACUUACAGUGGAGAUUAAUAGUGAUUAUGGUGCUCUGAAUACAUGCACUUAAAUGACAGAAAAGAAUACCUUUUGUAUAUCUUUACAAGAUUGGUAUCCAAAAGAUAAAAAUUAGUUCACUUUAUUACAUAUAUGGCAGAAAGACUACCUUAGACUCUGUGUUCAUGCACCUAUGGAUGUUGUUUGCAUUGCUGUGACCUGUGCAACAAAAAGAGGGCCUGCCUGGAAUUUUACCCAGUAUCAAAAGUGAUAAAACUUAUUUGUGAAGGGAGAUAGAGAUCAAAGCUUGAUUAGAAGACAUCCAAAACCAUUCAUUGAUCAUGCUCCCUAAAGGAAAAGCUCAGUUUUGGACAGGUCAGUUCCAAUGAAAUUUACCAUUAACACGUGGAUGGCUCUUAGUAAACUUUUGUUGAACUGAUUUUAACUCUUUAUAUUUUCUCACAUGAGUUACUGGCCAUGAUAAUUAAGUGACUUCUCAAUGCCCUUUUCCCUUCAAACAUUUAACUUCUCAAAAAUGCUAAUAAUUUUUGUGGAUGUUCUUUUCAUACUCCAGUGCUUCCAUCUCCUUUAAAAACAGGCACCAGAGAUCCACCCAGUAUUUCUACAAGUCUUAGUAAUUCUAUCUCAAAUAUACAGAGACAAAAUCUCUGAACUAAUCUUCUCUUCACUGUUUACAGCUCCCAGUCUCACCUUCCCCACUCUUAUGUCCGAUUAUUCUCGAAUACAUUUGGUUUGAUUUGGCUUGGAUUUACAGCUGGACUUCAGCUGCCACUCAGGUGCUCUGGAAAAUGAGGAGAAAUUUGGGGAUUCUUUGCUGCUCUGGCAGAGUGUGCUGAGGAGGACUUAGCAAUGGCUCUAUCUGUGCACAGGCUUUGCUAGGUGCAGGUGCUGAUACUGUGCAUGUGCUUCAAACCAAGUGUUCAAAAGUAGAAAAGUGUUCCCAAAUCCCAGCAAGGCUAAACACACGUGGGAAUCCAUUUCCCAGCUAAAGACUCCAGCAGUUUUUGUGUCCUGGUUCCCUCAUGGAUAAUUUGAGAGUUGCCCAAUUAUGAAUCCUGAGUGGCUACACAGAACUUUCCUUGGGAGAAGAACAAACCAAGGAGAGUUCAAGUCUAUCACCAAACUAACCCACAAGCAAUUGCAGCCUGCUAUUGCUUGUGCCCUGAACUUCUUGUUCCCCUCCUUUACCUCCUGGGCUGCUCUGGGUAUUGACCAGGUCCACCUGGAGCCUCUAAUAAUGUCCACCAAUAAACAGAGAUGUUUUUCUGCACCUGACAACAAGCACAGAGAAGUGAAUUUUUAUUUUUAGUGGCUAGCGGAGAUCUCCACCUUGUUGUUGAAUUAGGUGAGGGUGUGGAAGCAUCUGGCAGAAUUAAAGUGAUGUUGUGUUUUAAAACUCCCUGCUGACUUCUGAGGACUUUGCAUUCAAAUAAUCAUACCAGCCCAUACACACUGUAAUAGAAGGAAUGAUUUUGGUUCAAUAUUCAGCUUGCAUGGAUGAGUGUUUUUCUUAUAGACUUAGAGAUAUUCUUUGAAGGAAUAAAUGUGCAUUUGAGAGACAAGGUAUUUACUAAUAGUAGCAGAAUGUCUAAAACACUUAUUUUAGAAGUACCUCCAUUCACAGGUUUAGUGCAUUUAGAAGUCCUGAGUGUUUUUGGAAAAUUAUUUACAUUCUAAGAAGAAAAACUUUUAGGGCAUUUGAUUUGAGAACAAUUACAUUUAAUUUAAAAAUUUUCUGUAGUUCAUUGAACUAAUAAAUUGAAAGAAAGCAAACAAUCAAGGUCAGAAUUGGGUCAGAUUCUCUAAAGCAUAGACUGUCUCCCCGAUAUGAAUAACCUUAUUUGCCAAUCAGGUUCUCAGUGUUUUUUUUUUUACUGUAAAACCUCUCCACACUUGAGAAAGUCUCAUAUGAAAUGCUGGCUCAUUUUAACCUAAUGAAACUAUCUUCUUCUGCCAAGUUUUUUGCCUGAUCAGUGAAAUUUAAUACAACACUUCUUUUUAAAAGCCCCAGUGAUCACAAACUAGGGUGGUGGCACAGAAGCUUAUUCUUGACACAAAUGGAUAAAAAUCCCUCCAUUUAUGAAGCCAAAAGCAGUGUCCCAAAGGUCCAAAUACCUUCCAUAACACUAACCAGUUGCUCUGCAAAAUACCCAGGUAAAUGAUAUUGAAAACAUCUUCAGAAAGAAUCCACGUGCCUUGAACCCACACAGUGAUAUUUUAAUGCCAUUUUUAGUUUUGUUUCGGCUUUUGGAAAAGCAUGUCUUCAACCAGCAGAUCCAUUCAUCUGUCACUACAGGCAGCACCUGAAAUAUCCUGGGAUAAGCACUCACAAGUCAGGAAUGCCCUCAGGAAUUACCUUGCUGCAGCAGCAUCUCUCUGAGUGCUGGUUUUCAUCUGGCACAUCUCUGCCCCACAAAGCAGUCGCGGUCUGGUGCCCCUCCAGCCCCUGUGGUACCUCCUGAGAUGGCUUAGCAACAGCUGGGAUGCUUGCCAUGGAUAGGAUCCAGCUCCUUCUCAUCCUUCAGCCUGUUUGCCUGGCUCCUGCUCCAGCCACACAGCACCCAACAGUUCAAAGCUUAUGGAGGAGGUGGUAAAUCAUCAUCUCCUCUGGCUGCUGACAGCAGGAGGAAGCGGUAAAUCAUCAUCUUGCCCGCCGUUGCCUAGGAAAAGGAAAAUGCUGAACAAGCAGCCCUGGAAACACAGCCCCACUUCUCACAGAGGCUCCACCUUUAUUAUUCCUGCACUUGGUGACUGGCACAGGCACAAAUGUCAGCGUUGCCCUCUGCUUACAGGAAACACCAUCACAUACGCCGAGCUGCAUGUGAAGCCCCAGCCCCAAGGGAACAGCAGAGCAGAGACUUCCACUCCUGGCUGCCAGCACAGGUGCUCAGCCUGGUUCUACGUGGCGCUGGUCCUGGCAGUCCUCGUGCUCAUCCUCCUGGGAGUCGUGGCCAUACAAGCCAAGCAGUUUUUGAAGGGCAGAGCAGGAAAAUCAGCAAGCUUGCCCCAGUAUGGUCUGAACAGCACCAGCAGUGACAUUUCUUCAGAGAGGACAAUCUCAGCAGCGCUCCUGAAACAGCUCAAGGAGGAGCUGUGUGAAGAUGGACAGGGCACGACGUGUGAGCUGUGUCCCCCCGGGUGGCAGCUGCACAGGGGCAGAUGUUACUUCUUCUCCGAGGAGGCCAGGAGCUGGGAGGACAGCCAGAAACACUGCCUGGCCAGGAAAUCCCAGCUGCUUGUCAUUGAGGAUGAAAUUGAGAUGGAAUUUAUAGACAACAAAGACAAAGAUACCAAAUAUAUCUGGAUUGGCUCGGACACCAAAGACGUGGAGAAAACGUGGAGUUCAGUGGAAGAUCACAGAGUAAAAGAAAACAGCAGGACAGCUCUAAAAAGCAUCGGGGCUGACAAGAACUGUGCUGUUUACAGAAGGAAAAAUGUGAUCCAGGCAGAUAACUGCCAGACCUUAAAGGAGUGGAUCUGUAAGAAGAAUGCAACUUUGCUGGUGCUCUGAGCCACAUUUCCAGACAACAGGCACAGCUUCUCCUCAGAAGACCCAUUUUACAGACAAACCAACUUGUGAUGUAAAUAAUUUUCAUCAGACUUGCAGGGAAAUUUGCACUUUGCUGUGCUGUGCUCCCUAAGAAGUCAGAAGACAGGUCCUGCAACAGGCCUGCAAGCUGGGACAUGAGGACUUUGGGGUGCUGAGCCUUCACACAGAGAGAUUUUGGCAGCAGCUGCCUCAGGAAGGGUCAGAGGAGAAGAGACACUCGUGAGGAGGAGCACUGUGAAUGUAAACAGUGUGAUGUAGAGGAAUUAUGGCCGCUGUGGGGGAUGAAGGCUGUGCUGGGCCCUCUGCUGUCACCCCUGCCCACAGGACAGCUGCUGAGCUGAGGAUUCUUAUUUGGGUUUCAGAAUUUUAGUGUUUGCUGAAGUUUGUGGGCUUGGGGUUUUGUGGGUUUUUUACCUUGGGGUCUAAUGGUGACUCACAGAAGUCACUUGAGAGCUGGAAAAAAAAUGCAUUUAUUGGACUUCUUCAAAGCUGCUGCAAAGCUACUGGGUGGAGACAGCAGACCAGACAUGGAGUGACUUGUAACACUUGGGGUUAAUGUGCUGGUCACUCCCAUCCUCUUCUGGUGCUGAGCCUUGGAAUCAGAAGGGAUUAACUAGGGAAAGGACUUGGGCUGUAAGACAAACAUGACAGUGCAAGCAAAUAAAGUUGAUAAGCUUCCUCUCCACCUAUAUUUUGUCCUUUACAUUGUAAAUUCCAACCACAGUUAUGGUAUAAUGAGGUGCCAAAGACUGGUGAAAUUAAUGCCUGGGAGUGCACUCUGUAAAUGCAUUGCUUAGGCAUUGAAGUGUCUGAAUAAAUGCUAUUUCUGGGUCAAGAACACAAAGCUGCUAAGAGCAGUCCGACCUAGUGCCUCUAUUAGAUUCCUAUAUUGGACAAAAAUAAAAUGUCAUGAAUUGAAGGUGCUACUCUAACAAAAAUGGCACUUUAACUUUUCCACUUAAACUGGAAUUUGAGUCCUUAUGGCAAUGAGAAAGAGAAACAAGCCUAACAUGGCUUUUGAGAUGGUGAGCCUUUACCUCAUCUUUGCUAUGAUGCACACAAAUAAAGGCAGCUGCAGUUUCACAGAGAUGUUUCUUCACACCUGCACAUGUCUGGGGAGGGUUAAUGUCCAGCACUUUAGGGCUGCAGAUUAAAAAGUGAACUGUACUCUCAGGGACUUCCCUUCAAACAACAACAACAAAAUUGCCACGCAAAAUGCAGCAUCAGCAGCUCAAAACCCGUCAGACACUGUUGUUAUGUAAGAGGAAACAACAAAAAUCCCCCAAACUCAGCACAGCACGUGGGAGGAACAGGACUGGUUUGCUUAUUCUAGACAGAGAAACAAAGAAAAGGAAUGAGUCUGAAAUAUGUAAGAUAAUAAUCUAUACCUAUAUAAUACAUGCUUUACAGAGAGAGAGAAUUUCUGACUGCUGAGAAAUUUUCACUUCAGGAUACUCACAGCACACCCUUCUCCAUGCAGUUAACAAUUGCUGCUUUUCUGGCAGAUCCUUCUUGAUUCAUGCUGAACUUAACAAGAAAAACAAACUCCUGCAUGCUGGCUUCUCUCAAAUUAGUUGUGGUGUUAAGGUUUUAACAGUAUUCAUGAAACAUCUAUGAUUUGGACCUUCUUGCUAUUAUUCAUAUAACUAAACAACUUUUUGCAGGGCCUUACUGAAGUUCUUACCUACAAUUUAAGAAGUCACUUAUUUAAAAGAAAAAAGAAAUUACCAUUGAAGUACUUCAUCAAACUCCACUAUGAGUAAAUCGAGUUGGCAGAGUUUGCACCUUCUUUUCUGAACAUCACCAAAGAAGUUCAUUGCAUCCCUGAGGAGUCAGAUUCCAGAAGAGCUUUCAUUUUUUAACCUUUGUUAAAAGUCUGGCUCAUUAUGAGGUAUUAAAAAGGGCAAAACAAUCUUUUUUGGAUCAAAUAUUCUGUUUAAUGUCAGCCCCAACAUUAUGAUUAAAGAUUUUUUCAUGUUCAAAACCUGAA
This is a messenger RNA of Taeniopygia guttata (zebra finch), 6957 nucleotides long. The record is from RefSeq and is a predicted model, not a curated record. NCBI's taxonomy places the organism in Eukaryota, Metazoa, Chordata, Aves, Passeriformes, Estrildidae.